GCGUCUUUUCAGCACAAUCUCUGGCUCUUUCUCUCUACGCCCUUUCAAAUGCUCUUCCCCAAGGACGCGCGCAAGCUUCCCUCGCCCGGGCGCCGUGGAGACCGCGCAGCCAGCACGACGCCGCACCUGUUCCUCCGGCCCGGCGAAAAUGCCAACUGGCUUGAUGGAUUGCCAAGCGGCUUUGUGCAAAUAUAUAUACGCCACAGUGGGACUUUUUUUUAGGGGGGGAGGAAAGGAUAAUAAGUCUUGGCUGGUGCAACUGGCCCCGUUUUAACCAGACUUGGUUCUUCGAUGAUCCUGCUUGGGGAAAGGGCGGCUGGACCCAGAGGUGAGGCACCUAGAAGUAUGGCCUGCACCGCCUCGCCCUCUGCCUCCACCAUCUUUGCCUUCUGCCUCCUGGCUGUCUGCACCACGGACUCCCUCGACCCCGGGCCUGCCGCGCCCCCCAACCUCCCCGAGGUUGGCAACAGCUUCCCGAGCCGGGAUGCCUGGCCACACCCAAUGAUGAUACGGACCACGGCGCACCACCGCGGGCACGGCGGCCUUGGCAAACACGACCGGGCCCAUUAUGGCAUGCCAGCGCCCAGAGGGGGCAGGGAAGGGACUGGCCUGCGGGUGCUCAGCCGACUGGCAUCGGGGGAUGACCUGGGGUGGAUGGAACGGCCGGCAGGCCUCCGGCAAAAGGACGUUUUCCUGGGCUUUGAGUUUCCGUAUCCCGAGCAGGAAAACCACGCCCCUGGGUCCGAACGGGUGAAGAAGCAGAACCGGGACCACCGGCGGCACAGCCGGAGAGACAGGUUGAGGCAGCACAGAGGAAGAGCUUCUGACCCGGGUCCAAGUGCCCUGUACAAGAAACCCGAAAGCUUUGAGGAGCAGCUUCAGACCCUCCAUGGCGGGGAAGGGUCUUCGGCCGGCUUGCCUCCCACCUCCUCCCUGGGCCCCAUGGUAAAGACAUCCACCGAGGAGCCCCCUGCCCUCCAUGCAACGUCCGCCCGGCCCCGGGUGCGAGUCAGGCAGGAAGGGGAUGUUAUGCCCACCCUGGACAUGACGCUCUUUGACUGGACUGACUACGAAGAUCUUCGGCCGGAUAUGUGGCCUUCAAUCCGGAGGAAAGAUAAACAGCGUGGUAAGAACGGGGGCAACGAAACCACCCCCGCCGAGGGAGAGUCCUGCGACCAUCACCUCGACUGCCUCCCAGGGUGUUGCUGUGAUCUACGGGAGCACCUUUGCAAACCCCACAACCGCGGCCUUAACAACAAAUGCUACGAUGACUGUAUGUGCACAGAAGGCCUACGCUGCUACGCCAAAUUUCACCGCAACCGCAGGGUGACCCGGCGGAAAGGCCGCUGCGUGGAGCCAGAGUCCGCUGAUGGAGAUCAAGGAUCCUUUAUUAAUGUCUAGGGUGCUUUCUCUGGGCCUGGAAGCAGGAGGAAUUAAUUUAUAACUAGUGUCACCCGGGAGGGACACAGACCAAAUGACUCAGACGCAGUAAGCUGAGCUGGGAUUGAGACAAGUGCAUAACAGGGGAAGAUUUUCAAGUGCAUAACAGGGGAAGAUAAUUAAAUUGCGGGGGG
This is a messenger RNA of Zootoca vivipara (common lizard), 1574 nucleotides long. RefSeq names its product dorsal inhibitory axon guidance protein (gene DRAXIN). Gene Ontology annotation, cellular component: extracellular region. NCBI's taxonomy places the organism in Eukaryota, Metazoa, Chordata, Lepidosauria, Squamata, Lacertidae. The record is from RefSeq and is a predicted model, not a curated record. Gene Ontology annotation, biological process: commissural neuron differentiation in spinal cord; dorsal spinal cord development; negative regulation of canonical Wnt signaling pathway.